This is a messenger RNA of Talaromyces amestolkiae, 1539 nucleotides long. RefSeq lists its product as uncharacterized. Bases 1 to 1539 code for a protein of 512 amino acids. Gene Ontology annotation, cellular component: Cdc73/Paf1 complex. Gene Ontology annotation, molecular function: RNA polymerase II complex binding; chromatin binding. The transcript is spliced from 2 exons. The record is from RefSeq and is a predicted model, not a curated record. Gene Ontology annotation, biological process: transcription elongation by RNA polymerase II. NCBI's taxonomy places the organism in Eukaryota, Fungi, Ascomycota, Eurotiomycetes, Eurotiales, Trichocomaceae.
AUGUCCAAGACAAAGGAAACCCGCCCUGCUGAGGGUUUCCACCAGGAAUAUAUCGCGUCGCUUCGAUACCGAAAUGACCUUCCGCCCCCAGAGAUGCCUCCAAAAUUCUUGGACAUACCUCAUGAAGGACUGCAGCGAUUCUUAGCUUCUGGCUAUGCUUCGAACAUGGCUCGGCGAGAGGAGCCAGGUGUUGAUGUUGAUGCUGAGGGUGGCAUGCCAAUUGAUCUGGUUGGAAUACCAGGUCUUCAUUUGGGUGAUGAAAGUGCUAUUCUGAUGCCGGAAAAUCCACCACCACCUGACCCUCGCGACCUACCAUUCCUAGUCUCGCUUGAUCAACUCAAAAAUCCGGCUGUGAAGAAUGUCAACGUCAGCUUUCUUCGUCGUACUCAAUACAUUGCCGUGGAACAACGAGGCCCUGGUGGCUUCAAACCUGCGGCUGGAAGAGUCAAACCACGUGCGUCAGAAAAGACCAAGCUGGCCAACGAUGAUCCCGUAUACAUCAAGAAAUACCUCAUGAAAGGUUUUGAUAUCGCAUAUCCGCAAAGUAAACAUACUGGGGAGGAUACUGCUGAGCGAAUCAAAGGACAUACACCACAGAAACCUGAGAUAGAUGCAUGGGCACACCCUGUUCACCCGGAUAACCCGAAACUCAAGCCCGUUGGAUUUUUCCCAGUUUUACCGGACUUGCAGGGAUACCCAGAUCCAGGUGGCUUCGUUCAAUUCAAGUUCGAUAAACCCCCUUUGUUGCCAGCUGCAGGAAAACGCGACGAUAGAAUUGAUGUCGGUCUGUUGUACCCAUCAGCGCCACCUGAGCAUGUCCUCGAGGAACACAGCGCAAAGGCUCAAUUGCACAAAAAUAACCCUGCACUUUACAAGGAUCCCGGACCAAUUCCAUGGGACUACGACUUGUUUGUUCCGGAGAAGAAGGGUUCCGCGAACAAGAUCAAGAAAAACCUCGACCUUCUCAAUAACGACAGGGAUGAUGAGGAUUUGUACACACACGAUGAUGGAGACAGCAAGUUCCAUCGUUACGACAGACUACGAACAUAUUCUACGAAGGCUCAACAGCUGAACUCGGAGCAGAAACAGCGCGACAUCGCUUUGACACUAUUCGACCCUGCCAAAGCCUCAUCAAGCCAAGCUACUGAUAGCGGCAUAAAGGCUGCCUAUUAUUACCCAAUUCUCGGCAAGAUGCGACUCGCUCCUGAACGAGCUCGCAAAAUCGCAAAGGCGGGAUUGGCCCGUAGCCACGGUGAAUCAUCUGGCCGAGAAGACCAAGCUGAUCAGAUCCACGUUACUGUCCGUGACCCUGAUGAAGCUGAGAUCUACAAGCGAAGUCUUCAUCGGGGCAAUGUGGACCCUGAGUUUAAGAAGAAUUUACCCCCUCCUCCGGCACAGUUGGAAGAGGAGGAAGAGAACGAGGUUGGAAACACACAAGUCAGCGCAGAUGCCGAUGCCGACGCAGAAGCCGAUGAAGAUCUCGCAGAGUAUAAUUCGAGACCUGGACGAGAAGAUCGGUCAGAUGAAGAAUCGGAGUGA